This is a messenger RNA of Aspergillus mulundensis, 921 nucleotides long. Its product is annotated as putative monosaccharide-P-dolichol utilization protein. The transcript has 2 exons. NCBI's taxonomy places the organism in Eukaryota, Fungi, Ascomycota, Eurotiomycetes, Eurotiales, Aspergillaceae. Bases 1 to 921 code for a protein of 306 amino acids. The record is from RefSeq and is a predicted model, not a curated record.
AUGGAUGUCAUUCAAAAGACCCUCGUCGAUCCUCUCCAGCCCUACCUUCGCCCCGUCGUCGCGUCGGUGCCGCAACCUGUCCACGAUGCGAUCGUCUCUUUGAUCGGAUCGAACUGCCACGACACACUCGUUGUGAACCUUGACCUCGCUCAGAACCCGGAGUGUACAUCUCUCGCAAUCUCGAAGGCCCUCGGAAUCGGCAUUGUUGGCGCCAGUGGAAUCGUCAAGGUUCCCCAGAUUCUCAAGCUCAUCCGAUCCGGCUCCUCUGCGGGCGUGUCCUUUGUGUCGUACGCGCUUGAAACCGCCAGCUUGCUGAUUACGCUGUCCUACGGAGUGCGCAACCAGUUCCCAUUCAGCACCUAUGGCGAGUCCGCAUUCAUUGCCGCGCAGGAUGUUUUGGUGGGUGUGUUAGUCUUGACAUAUGCCGGUCGAUCCGCGGCUGCGGCUGCGUUCGUUGCCGUUGUAGCAGCGAGCAUUUACACCCUGCUGGUUGACACUACCAUUGUUGAUGCACAAACCAUGGCAUAUCUUCAGGCUGGCGCUGGAGCCCUAGGCGUCGCCAGCAAAGUACCCCAGAUUCUUACCAUUUGGCAAGAAGGCGGCACUGGACAACUGAGUGCUUUCGCGGUGUUCAACUACCUCGCAGGCUCCUUGUCCCGCAUCUUCACCACUCUCCAGGAGGUCGACGACAAGCUCAUUCUGUAUGGAUUCCUCGCCGGUUUCUCUCUGAACCUCGUCCUCGCCGCCCAGAUGCUGUACUACUGGAACAGCCCUACAAAGACGGAGAAGGAACAAAGAGCCAGGAGGCCGGGCCGCCCAGCCCUCGCUUCUUCCCCUAUCCAGUCCUCAGCCUCUUCGGCGGCGGCGUCACCUUCCCCGAAGCCAUCGGGCAGGACGCCCACAACUCGUCGACGCGGUUAG